This is a messenger RNA of Lynx canadensis (Canada lynx), 788 nucleotides long. It is a transcript of the gene PTTG1, whose product is annotated as PTTG1 regulator of sister chromatid separation, securin. The transcript has 6 exons. The record is from RefSeq and is a predicted model, not a curated record. The coding region runs from base 125 to 730 and encodes 201 amino acids. Gene Ontology annotation, biological process: chromosome organization. Gene Ontology annotation, cellular component: cytoplasm; nucleus. Lineage: Eukaryota; Metazoa; Chordata; Mammalia; Carnivora; Felidae.
GCCGGGUCUGGCGCGACCGCGGCAGGCUGUCUUGGAAGAGUUUGGCUGUUGGCUCUUACGUGGGCGAACCGAGUGGUCGUGAGUGUUGGGCGCGCGGGGCGCGCGAGGAAGGAGCUGAUCCAUAAUGGCUACCCUGAUCUUUGUUGAUAAGGAAAAUGGAGAACCGGGCACCCGUGUGGCUCCCAAGGACGGGCAGAAGCUGCGGUCUAAGCCUCCAGUCAAAACUUUAGAUGGGAGAUCUCAGGUUUCAACACCACGUGUAGGCAAAAUGUUUGAUGCUCAAGCAACCUUGCCUAAAGUUACCAGAAAGGCUUUGGGAACUGUCAACAGAGCCACCGAAAAUUCAGUAAAGAACAAUGGACCUCUCAAACAGAAGCAGCCAAACUUCUCUGCCAAAAAGGUAACUGAGAAGACUGUCAAAGCAAAAAGCACUGUUCCAGCCUUGGAUGACUCCUAUCCUGAAAUAGAAAAAUUCAUUCCCUUCAAUCCUUUAGAUUUUGAGAGUUUUGACCUGCCUGAAGAGCACCAGAUUGCACACCUCCCCUUGAAUGGAGUGCCUCUCAUGAUCCUUGAUGAGGAGAGGGAACUUGAAAAGCUGUUACACCUGGGCCCCCCUUCACCUCUGAAGAUGCCCUCUCAACCAUGGGAGUCUAAUCUGUUGCAGUCUCCAAGCGUUCUGUCGACCCUGGAUGUUGAAUUGCCACCUGUUUGCUAUGACUUAGAUAUUUAAAUUUCUUAGCACUUAAUAGUUUGUAUGUUUUGUAUUAAUAAAGAAAUUCUUUAAUAGA